ACUUUCAUGGUAAUGUGGAUUGAUCAUUUAUAGUAUUUAAUCAAGAAUCAUGAUUGAUUGCAUAUGUACAUCCAUGUAAUUUGUGCCUCUUGCUCUUGCCAGUUGAAUGCGAUUGAAAACAUGGGUGAUUAUGGUGUGAUGUCAUAUCUGGCUGAUGCAGAUGGAAACGUGAUUAUUGGACCUGGGACUCCUGUACCCACUUGUCACUCAACAAAGCCUUCAUCCAGAUCAAUUCCCACAACACCCACCCAAGUCACUCCAACUCAAACACCAACCCCAGCUAAUCCAAACCCCCAAAAUAAAAUUACAGAUAUCCUGACCCCUGAAAAUCAAACCCCAAAUAUGCCAACUCAAUCAACCCCACCAACUCAAAUCCCUGAAAAUCAAUCCCCAGGUACCCAAACCCCUGAAAAUCAAACCUCAGAUACCCCUAUUUCCCAACUCCCAGCUAAUCUGACUUCCUCAAUCUCAAAUACAUCCACUCCUCAACCCUUUACUCCCGCACCAAGUGAGAAAUCUGCAAAUAUAUCAAUGGACGAUAAGACGAUAACAGCAAUGCUGAAAGAGGCGGUUGGACCCAUACAUCACACUGACCAUGAUGAUAUACCUGUUUCUACAACUGCACCGGAAACCACAUCUUCAUCCGAACCGGAGCCCGACCCCGAGGAAACUACAACAGCUCUUGAAACUGCAAAUGAGGAUUGAAAUGUGUGUGAAA
This is a messenger RNA of Pimephales promelas (fathead minnow), 718 nucleotides long. The record is from RefSeq and is a predicted model, not a curated record. NCBI's taxonomy places the organism in Eukaryota, Metazoa, Chordata, Actinopteri, Cypriniformes, Leuciscidae.